Molecule: messenger RNA, 282 nt
Organism: Parascedosporium putredinis
Lineage: Eukaryota; Fungi; Ascomycota; Sordariomycetes; Microascales; Microascaceae
Source: the annotation of a GenBank genome assembly
AUGAAGUGGCUAUCGUUCGCCUUCCUUUUCGCCAGCGGGGCUCUUUCUGCCCCUGCAGCCACGGCCGCCGAUGAAUACGAUUACGUCGUCGUCGGCAGCGGUCCCGGCGGUGGCCCGCUUGCCGCCAACUUGGCCAAGGCCGGAUACUCGGUUUUCUUGAUCGAAGCCGGUGAUGAGAGCCCCGGACAGGGAUUCGGCGUCUACACCCCGACCGUUCACUGGGACUUUUACGUCAAGCACUAUCCGGAGGAGAUCCUAGGAACGAGAUCUACAGCCAUUUGA